GAGCAGAGCUCACAUGCACACUGUACAUGAGACAUUGUAGUAGCACAGGAUAGAGAGAGAGAGAGAGAGAGAGAGAGAGAGAGAGAGAGAGAGAGAGAGAGAGAGAGAGGGAGAGAGAGAGAGACAGGGAGGUGCUGCAUUCAUUCUAUGUCAGAUAACCAGGGCGUUUAGGUACUGUAGUCAUUUUUAACAACAUACUUGCUGACAUGAAUGACAUCAAGCUGGCUCUGUUGGGCAGCGAGGGGGCUGGGAAAUCAGCCGUUCUGGUGAGGUUCUUGACAAAACGCUUUAUUGGAGAGUAUGCGUCCAAUGCCAAUUCUUUGUACCGUAAAAGGCUGUCCAUUGAGGGAAGACAGUUAAACUUAGAAGUCUUUGAUCCAUGUUCACAGAGUGGAGAGAGCAGAUGUAUCCUGGAGGAACCUGUGGAGUGGGCCGAUGGCUUUGUGGUGGUGUACGACAUCAGCGACCGCACAUCCUUCCUUAAUGCUAAAAACAUCCUACGUCAGAUCAAAGAGGCCCGUGAGGAGGGCUGUAAGGGGGAGGUGGACAUCCCUAUCUGCUUGGUGGGGAACAAGCAGGACCUGUGCCAUACCCGCCAAGUGUUUGAAGAGGAGGCGCGCGCCCUGGCCCAAGAGUACCGAUGUUACUUCCAGGAAGUGUCGGCUGCUGAAGACUAUGUGGAUAUCUCUAACCUCUUCACCAAGCUCAUCCGCCACGUGAUGGAGUACCUGAAAUACCGCGCAGACCGCCGACGUUACAGCGGCUCCAAGUCAAUGGCCAAGCUCAUCAAUAACGUCUUUGGCAAGAGGAGGAAGUCUGUCUGAGCUCAGGGUGGGGUGGAGUGGAUCUUCAGCUGGGUGUGGGAUGGAUGGGAGUAACAUCUGUGAUAGGAUGACAUAAGCUUGACUGUGUCUUUCGGAUGAUUUGACCACAGAGGACAGAAUCAGGAGUUCAAUAACAUUAUAUAUAUUAUACGUUUAUCAUCUGACGACAAGAUAUCAGUUAUUUAAUUCGUUUUGAUGAUCUUGUCUUUGAUUCUUCUCAAUCUUAUGCAGAAUGGAAGUCUCUCUAGUGCAUUAUUAUACAAUGCAAUUCCCAAACAAUUUGAAGAAAAGGUUGGGCAACAAAAGUUUUUAUUUUAUUUUAGGACUUAUAUAUCUCUGGCAGGACAUUUGAAAUUAAAUUUAAGGAAUGGGUUUGCUCUGAAGUUUAAAUGUACAUUUCACUGCUCAAAGAGGGCGGGAACAAGGAAAGAAUUAUGGCUAAAUUGCCUUACUUACUUUUGACAUUUGACAUUAAAAGAUAUCCCUUUGAAUUUAUGCUGUGGCUGUAUAACAUUGCCUGUUUUUCCUUUUCUGUCAAAAUGGGUGAAAUUGCUUUUUUGUGAAAAAUUUCUUCAGCAGCAAUAUCUAGGCCCAUUUGUUACAUAAAAAUAAUAGUUGUUUGCAUUAACCUAUUAUGCAGAUAUCUCAACAUAAUGUGAGUAUAUAUUACAUAUAUUACAGAAUUUACAUAUAAUCUAUAAAACAGGAGGCAUACAUAGUUUUUGUUUUAGUCUUAGUGUUAGUAUAUAAUUGCACUUACAAAAGAUACGAGUGUGUCUGGAGUAUUGAAUGUAUUAUUCUGUCAUAAUAUGUAGCCAACUCAAUAUAUUCAUUGUUAAAUCUGGUAAAAGGGGUAUGGAACAUACAUAUGGAAUCUACCGCUUCUGUGUCUUGGAAAAUAUAUGAAAAGAAGGCACAACAGCAUGCAUUAAUAAAACUAC
Messenger RNA from Hypomesus transpacificus, 1765 nucleotides. It is a transcript of the gene rerglb, whose product is annotated as RERG/RAS-like b. The transcript has 5 exons. Gene Ontology annotation, molecular function: GTP binding; GTPase activity. Lineage: Eukaryota; Metazoa; Chordata; Actinopteri; Osmeriformes; Osmeridae. The record is from RefSeq and is a predicted model, not a curated record. Bases 207 to 824 code for a protein of 205 amino acids.